GGGUAAAAGCCUAAAAUGGCCACCAUACCCUGCUCACCAUCAUCAUUAACCACCACCACCAUCAUCAUCAUCAUCAGCAGCAGCACCACCACCAUCACCGCCUCAGAAGCCCAUCCCCUAGCGUCCAUCCAGGGAAUGUGCACCCAUAUGCGCAUGGGCGUAGAAACUGCCGCUGUGCGCUGUUAUUAUUGUAAGAGUAAUUUCUUUUUUUUACGAAAAUGGCGACUAGUCAGGGAGGUGUGGGAGCUGUCACGGCUCUACAAAGCCACCACUACUCUGGCGGACCUCACUGGAGCCCGGGAAUCAGCCAGUACCAGCACCAGCAGCAGCACCACACGGCCCGCAGCCUGGACCGGGCUCUGGAGGAUGCCGUGUGCUCGGGGCUGCUGAACCUGAGCGGUAGGAAGCUGAGGGAGUACCCGGGGAUGAGCUACGAUCUGACCGAUACAACACAAGCAGAUUUGUCCAAGAAUCGACUCACAGACAUCCCUCCAGAAGUGUGUCUGUUCGCCCCUCUCGAGUCCCUCAAUCUCUACCACAACUGCAUCAAGUGCAUCCCAGAAGCCAUUAUCAAUCUGCAGAUGCUGACUUAUCUUGACGUCAGCCGAAAUCUCCUGUCAGUUUUGCCAAAAUACUUGUUUAGCCUCCCCCUCAAAGUUCUGCUUGUGAGCAACAACAAGCUGGUGUCCAUCCCCGAGGAGAUCGGCAAGGCCAAAGAGUUGAUGGAACUGGAUGUGAGCUGUAAUGAGAUCCGGGUGCUACCAGCUCAGGUGGGGAGACUUCAUGCCUUGCGAGAACUUAACGUCAGGAAGAAUUGUCUUCACCUGCUGCCUGAGGAGUUGGCGGACUUGCCUCUCAUCCGACUUGACUUUUCCUGCAACAAGAUCACAGAGAUUCCUCCAGCUUACAGGAAACUCAGACAACUGCAGCACAUCAUUCUAGAUAACAAUCCUAUGCAGUCUCCACCCGCACAGAUUUGUCUCAAGGGCAAAGUGCAUAUAUUCAAGUACCUGAACAUCCAGGCGUGUAGGAUGGACAAGAAACCGGACACCCUGGACCUCCCCUCUCUCGGCAAACGUUGCCUUCCACAGCCGCUUACAGAUAGCAUGGAAGAUUUUUAUCCCAGUAAGAACCACGGGCCGGACUCUGGAAUUGGUAGUGACAAUGGUGACAAGAGGCUGUCUACAACUGAGCCUUCAGAUGACGACACUGUCAGCCUGCACUCUCAGGUUUCAGAGACAGCCCGUGCUGAUGCCCUUUCUCUCCUCUCCAAAAUGGAUUGCAAAGAUCAGGAUCUCUAUGACUUUAUAGACCCCAACCCAGAUGAAGAUCCUGCUCUGUCAGAGUGUGACGGGCAGCAGAGCAGUCAUGUGUCUUGUAUAAAGGAACUGGAGAAAGUUCUUAACAUGUCUCAUCAAUGCAAAGAUAAGGAUGGCUGGAAAGAGGAGUCUGGUUCUGAUAAGGAGCAGCUAGUUGAGGAAGAAGAUGAUGAGCUGAAGGAAGUGCUGGAUCUGAGGAAGAUUGCUGUUCAGCUUUUGCAGCAGGAGCAGCAGAACAGACGACGGUCCUUAAUUUGCAGAGCGGAGAGUCUUAUUCACCGACGGAGAGUGACUGGCCGGGCUCACAGAUUCCUAAGUCACUCCGGAAGCUCGGGCAGCAAGCCCAGGCCCCCGCCUCAGACCGCUCGCAGUGCUUCUCUGGAUGAAGGAAGUAGUGGAGCAUCAGUGCUGAGUGGACAGCCUUCUUCAUCCUGCUCCUUUGAUGGCAGCCUGAAGACAGACCAGUCAGAUUCAGAGCCCAUGUGGCCCCAAGUCCCACCCGUUCUCAAUCAGAAUGAAGAACGCAGAAGGAACAAGUACCUGAGAAAAGAUUAUCUCAAGUACAAGUGUCAGAGUGCUCGGAAAAACUCUAGUGGGAAUGACGACUGUGAGGAGGGCUUGCGCAACGUUGAUUUCAGCACCACUCUGACAGUGUUUGGACUAAAACCAAGAUCAGCCUUCACCAAAGGAAACCGCCAGGAGUACAGCUCAACAGACCCCAGCUUCACUAUGAGGAGGAAGAUGGAGCACUUGAGAGAGGAAAUCGAACAGAUAGGACUCCUACGGCAGAACAUUGAGUCCAGACUGAAGGUGUUGCUCCCAGACGAUGUUGGAGCUGCUCUAAUGGAUGGGGUUGUCCUUUGCCAUUUAGCUAAUCACAUUUGUCCUCGGUCUGUCGCCAGCAUCCACGUGCCGUCUCCCGCAGUGCCAAAACUUAGCAUGGCUAAAUGCCGUAGGAAUGUGGAGAACUUUUUGGAUGCCUGUAAAAAGCUGGGUGUCACACAGGACAAGCUGUGUCUGCCCCAUCACAUCCUAGAAGAGCGUGGUUUGGUGAAGGUGGGUGUGACGGUCCAGGCUCUGCUGGAUCUGCCUGAUUCAAAGCCAACACAACUGUCAGCUGUUUGACACAGGCCUGAAUGCUGCAUCCAACCUGCAGUCAUCCAGCCAACCCCUUUCCCCAGCCCGAACCCACACCCCAUCGCCAGGGACCAGGGAGCCCCUUCGGGCAAGGACCCAGUGGCUUGUAGGUGUUUGGGAGUCUGCUUCUGCCUGACUGAAACAGGAGACGGGAGGGGAAAAUCCCUCUGUCUCUUUAUAUGAUGUCAGCCGCCUCCCCAUUUUCUGUCCAUCGCAUUUUCACUUGUAUCCUGUUCCUAGUUACUGGGGUCAUCCUGUAUGUGUGUGGACUAGCAAUGUGUGUGUUUCCUGAGCUGUACAGCACAGACUUGCUAAGGAGAGACAUAAAAGACAGUUGGUCUGCAUAAAGACCUGUAUGUCCGUGUCAACAUGCUCAGUGAUUAUUGAGCCUGUAAGUGCCGGUACUGACAGCAUUUCCAUGCUGGUGUUUGGAGACAUUGGCAGUGAGGAGAUGAAAGACACAAUUCUUAUUCUUUCACCAAAGAGACUUAAGCUGCACGCUGGUCUCGUAGCCACAAAUCAGACUUUAAGGGGUUCUUACACUCUUGAGUUUCUCCUCUGUAAUUUGUAGUGUUUUUUUUUUUUUAUAUCAUGUACCUACUAGUACUGCUAGUUCAGCAGCCACACCUAAGUUAUACUUCAAGUUUUGUUUACAUAUUUGAGCAAUCACAUCUCCACUGCUUUUUGAAGCUGAAAACAAGGCGUGCCUCUGAAAAGUGCGGCAUCUUCGAUUGGAUUUGAUGUUUUUCUGGAAGUCACGCUUCAGUAGACCUCCUGACUUUUUUCCCUUAAACUUUGAAGUCGGUUCAACAUAUUCGAACUUCUGUACAAAUCCAAAGUAAAAAAAAAAAAUCUGCUCGACAUUUGACCACUGUGAGAACAUGCUUGGCUGUGGCCAAAAGCACGACGGUCCUGUUUUGUAGCCUUUUUAUUUAAUUCUACAUGUAAGGUUUCUGUUUUUGAAAGCUAUCCUGUAUUGCAACUUUUCUAAAGCUUUUUCUACUUUCGUUCUAGUCAUUGCCAAUUACCACUUCCCAUAUAUGUGGAGCACAAAGCAGUUAGGAUUUUUAUUACCUUGCAUAACCUCAGAUGAAACAUGUUAAUAAUGUAUGUGUUUGUGGGUGGAGGGGUCUGAGUUAAGGGCCUCUGGAUCAGAAAGGGGCAGUCACUCCUGCAAACCUUCCACACGCACACUUUUGCCAGCCUAUUGUGCAGUAUGCGGUGUCUGAUACAAUUCAUUAUUUCAGGGGAAUUAAAUUAUUAAUAUAUUUAUUAAUUUGUUUUAUAUUUAUGUGUUUUUGCCCUGUGCUUCCUUACCCUGACUACUCAAUUACUCAAACAGCUGGAAGUGUAGCUAUACUGUUCCUCUGUGUGCAUUAUUAGCAGUAGUGACAUCAGUCACACUUGUAUUUUAAAUUGGUUGUACGUGAGAAUUACUCAAUAUGGGAGUUAAAUACAAAUGUGCUCCCAUCAUUUGUCAGUAGAGCUGACAGCAGUGUUGGCAGCAGUAAAGGUACCUGCAUAAGAGUCUUUUUAUGUUGCUGACCUUUAUCAAGAACUGAUCAUGUUCACAAAGGCUUUAUUAAAGGAAUAGGAAUAUCUGCCUAGGAAAUUGUCUAGUCUUAAUCUGCAGUGCUAUUUGUGCUUGUUGUGAAUAGGCUGGCCACAAGAAGUAAUUAAGUUGUUCUUUUUUUGUUGGCUCACAGUUACUCACAACAUGUUAACUGGCAACAUAGGAUUCCAUUCACUACACUAAGCCAACUAGCAGCUGCACUGCCGGUGUUGCACUGGAC
Molecule: messenger RNA, 4249 nt
Organism: Etheostoma cragini (Arkansas darter)
Lineage: Eukaryota; Metazoa; Chordata; Actinopteri; Perciformes; Percidae
Gene: lrch2
Product: leucine-rich repeats and calponin homology (CH) domain containing 2
Exons: 21
Coding region: 219-2444 (741 amino acids)
Molecular function (GO): protein binding
Source: RefSeq, a predicted model, not a curated record